This is a messenger RNA of Caenorhabditis sp. 36 PRJEB53466, 1555 nucleotides long. The record is from the annotation of a GenBank genome assembly. Lineage: Eukaryota; Metazoa; Nematoda; Chromadorea; Rhabditida; Rhabditidae.
AUGAACGACUUCUGGGUCAAAGCAAUACUCUCUUCCACGAAUCCCAGCCCUGUACCUUCCACAACUUCGACCUUCUCUAACGAUGAGAAUCUGGAGAAAGGAUUCGAGUCGGACUGUUCCACACAGAGUUCGUUCUCGUCGCUUCCGAUGUUCUGGAACCCGGGACUUCUGCAGCAGAUGCUAGCUCUCUACCAGAUCCAGCAGCAACAGUUCCAGUUCACGCCGAAGCUUGUCUCUCCACCAGUGGUUAGUUCCACCACCUGCCGGAGGCUUGUCUUAUAUCAUCCAUUUUCAGAUGUUCCCGGAGCCUCUGAAAGAUGCGCAUCCAUUGCUCUCUCGCAAACGCCAACUGCUCCCGGAGGCCAAGAAAUCCAAGCUGCGCAAGCUGAACGAGGAUACCGUAACGAGCUCUCCAGUCAGCGGAAUGUUCAUUAAGGUUCGAGGAUCGGUUUCUUUUGAGCUUCUCGUCCAAAUCGGCACCGGUUGUCUUAAUUAGAUGUGAUUAGCAUAUGAGAGCUUUUGAAUAGCCGUAGAAAGAAAACGGAAGACAGAAGGGCGGAAGACGGGCGGCGCGGAAAAAAGGAGCAAAAGCUGAGCCGGCUCGGCGGGUUAAUUACCACCCGCUGGCUGGCGACCGUCUGCCACUUUCGGCAUUCUGUGACAAUGAUUUACGGCCAAUGACACCAAGUGGAUGUUGCAGGAAGAGACCGAUGUGAAGCCAGUCGAAGAGCUGCAAAAGGAAGCGGAUCUUCUGGAUGAGACGGCCGCCUACGUGGAAGUGACCGAGGCGUCACGACAGAAGAUCGACGAGAUUCCGAAUGUCAUCGGAGACUGUAUCUGCCGGCUGUGCAAGGUGAAAUACGAGGAUGUGUUCAAGCUGGCACAACACAAAUGUCCCCGAAUUGCGCACGAGGAGUACAAGUGUCCAGACUGCGAUAAGGUUUGUUUUCGGGAUUAAUCGAGUGGGAUCCCCGGUUCAGAAGCUUGUCUCUCACGACGUCUUCCCACCUGCCCCCUCUUUCAUAUCACUUACUGGCACUCUCCAGUACACAAAGACCAUGCCUAAUCCCCACUUGACGAAUCAUACAGCAAGCUCAUUGUCGAGUCGGCUUCUUCUAGUCAUCCUCUGUUUAUUCACACCCCUGCCGAGACGGCUUCUUUUCAAUCCAACCAGCUGGUGCUUCCAUUCACAAUCAAACAAUUUGCAGGUGUUCUCGUGUCCGGCCAAUUUGGCAUCGCAUCGCCGCUGGCACAAACCCCGUAAUGAGCUCGUCAACGGAAGUGUCGUCGUCUCCGCUCCAUCGGCCGUCUCCUGCUCCACCUGCUUCAAUUCGUUCCAACGAAGAAGAUGCUCAAGCUGCACUCGUCGACGUGCCAGAGAUCUCCCCUUCAAGACCUGCUCUCGAGAGUCAUUCCCUCCAUGUAACCCUCUUCUUUUCCCUAUUACCCCCCGGUCAAUGUCCAUCCAAUAGUCUCUACGUAUCCAUCCGAGUUGACCUCGUUCCCACAUAACCCUUCGGCUUUCCAUCCGAUCUCUCCAGGAUUCUUGUCAUAG